Molecule: messenger RNA, 2812 nt
Organism: Medicago truncatula (barrel medic)
Lineage: Eukaryota; Viridiplantae; Streptophyta; Magnoliopsida; Fabales; Fabaceae
Product: MDIS1-interacting receptor like kinase 2
Exons: 2
Coding region: 10-2694 (894 amino acids)
Biological process (GO): protein phosphorylation
Molecular function (GO): protein binding; protein kinase activity; ATP binding
Source: RefSeq, a predicted model, not a curated record
GAACAUUAUAUGCAACUCAUUAAAUCUCAACAACAACAAAAAAUGAACUUGACAAAAUAUUUAUUUCCUAAUUUCAAUAUUCCAAAAAUGUGGGUGGUCUUUCUUCUUACUUGGGGUUUGAUCAUGGGGACUCGAUCUGGGGCAAUGACAUCUCAACUUCAAAUGGAAGCAGAUGUUAUACAAAAUAAUGGAUGGUGGUACACUUAUGGUGGAGGCUUCAAUAUAUCCAAUCGUUGCAAUUGGCCUGCCAUAUCUUGCAACAAGGUUGGAAGUAUAAAAGCAAUCAACAUAUCAUUUGCAUUGACAUGGCAGACUCAAUUUUCAACACUCAACAUAUCUGUUUUUCAUAAUUUAGAAAGUAUUGUUUUCGCGUCAAUUGAAUUACAAGGGACUAUCCCAAAAGAAAUUGGUCUUCUCUCCAAGCUCACUCAUCUCGAUUUGUCCAAUAAUUUUCUUGGCGGUGAGUUACCUCCUUCACUGGGAAAUCUCUCCAAGCUCAUUCAUCUCGAUUUGUCCAAUAAUCGUCUUGGCGGUGAGGUACCUCCUUCACUGGGAAAUCUCUCCAACCUCACUCAUCUCGAUUUGUCCAAUAAUUUUCUUGGCGGUGAGAUACCUCCUUCAAUAGGAAAUCUUAAACAAUUAGAGUACCUACACAUCUCAGAAACCUACAUUCAAGGUUCCAUUCCACUUGAAUUAGGGUUCCUGAAAAAUCUCACUAGAUUAGAUUUAUCUAAGAAUAGAAUCAAAGGUGAGAUACCUCCUUCCCUAGGAAACCUCAAAAAAUUAGAGUACCUAGACAUCUCUUAUAAUAACAUUCAAGGAUCCAUUCCUCACGAGUUGGGGAUCAUUAAGAAUCUGGUUGGUUUAUAUCUAUCCGACAAUAGGCUGAAUGGAAGUUUGCCUACUUCCAUUACAAAUCUUACACAGUUAGAAGAACUUGACAUAUCUGACAAUUUUCUUACUGGUUCUCUCCCAUAUAACUUCCAUCAAUUAACCAAAUUGCAUGUGCUUCUAUUAAGUAACAACUCCAUUGGUGGGACCUUUCCAAUUUCUUUAACAAAUCUCUCUCAGUUACAAGUCCUUGACAUAUCUGACAAUUUUCUUACUGGUUCUCUCCCAUAUAACUUCCAUCAAUUAACCAAAUUGCAUGUGCUUCUAUUAAGUAACAACUCCAUUGGUGGGACCUUUCCAAUUUCUUUAACAAAUCUCUCUCAGUUACAAGCCCUUGACAUUUCCGACAAUUUACUCCUUGGUACCCUUCCUUCUAAAAUGGCCCUUUCUUCUACUAAAAUGGCCCUUUCUUCUAAACAAUUUUUAUGGCCAUAUUAUUAUGAUGAAAAUUUCGUUGACCUCAGUUACAACCUCAUUGGUGGUGAAAUCCCUUCUCAACUUAGAUAUCUUUCGAUCCUUAAUUUAAGGAAUAAUAAUCUUACAGGAGUGUUUCCCCAAUCUCUUUGUAAUGUCAAUUAUGUGGACAUUUCCUUCAAUCAUUUAAAGGGUCCUCUUCCAAACUGUAUUCAUAAUGGUUAUAACACAAUAAUAUGGAACGACGAUCCAUAUAUCAACAACAGAAGUAAUAAUAUAAACUAUGAUGUUGUCAUUGUUCUUCCUAUCCUUUUGAUUCUGAUCUUAGCCUUCUCACUUCUAAUAUGCUUCAAACUUCGUCAAAAUUCUACUAAGAUCAAGCUUGCAAACACAACAAUAUCAACAAAGAAUGGGGAUUUGUUUUGUAUAUGGAAUUUUGAUGGAAAAAUAGCACACGAUGACAUCAUUAAAGCAACAGAAGACUUUGACAUUAGAUAUUGUAUUGGAACAGGAGCAUAUGGAAGUGUUUACAAGGCACAAUUACCAUGUGGAAAAGUUGUUGCAAUAAAGAAACUUCACGGCUAUGAAGCAGAGGUUCCAUCUUUUGAUGAGAGUUUCAGAAAUGAAGUGAGAAUAUUAUCAGAUAUAAAGCACCGGCAUAUCGUGAAGCUUUAUGGAUUCUGUCUCCACAGAAGAAUCAUGUUUUUGAUCUACGAGUACAUGGAGAAAGGUAGCUUGUUCUCUGUCUUGUAUGAUGAAGGUGAAGCCGUGGAAUUCAAUUGGAGAAAAAGGGUUAAUGUUAUUAAAGGUGUUGCAUUUGGUCUAUCAUAUCUUCAUCAUGAUUGCACCCCUGCCAUUGUGCAUAGAGAUGUAUCUACGGGCAAUAUCUUGCUAAACUCUGAGUGGAAGCCUAGUGUUUCUGACUUUGGCACAUCUCGACUCCUUCAAUAUGAUUCAUCGAAUCGAACUAUAGUUGUUGGAACAAUUGGAUAUAUAGCUCCAGAACUUGCAUACACCAUGGUUGUGAGUGAAAAGUGCGAUGUAUAUAGUUUUGGAGUUGUGGCACUUGAAACUUUAAUGGGAAGACACCCUGGUGAUAUACUGUCAUCACUUCAGUUAGCAUCGACUCAAGGGAUGAAAUUAUGUGAAGUAUUAGACCAACGUCUCCCACUUCCAAAUAAUGUAAAGGUUUUACUGGACAUAAUUCGUGUUGCCGUAGUAGCAUUUGGAUGCUUAAAUCUCAACCCUUGCGCUCGACCAUCAAUGAAAAGUGUGUCACAGAGUUUUGUCAUAGAGCUUGCACCACUAAACAUUCCGUUGAGUGAAAUUUCAGUGCAGCAACUCAUGAGUCAUGAACUCAAAGCAUUAUUGCAUAUUGUGAACCCUUGAAACUGUAACAUUUGCAUAUGUGAUAAAAAAUGUUGUUGCUAAUGUAUUUCAAAUGUAUGUGUGUCUGUUUGCAAGUCUUCUGUAUUUUGAAUAAACUGUAACACGUUGAUAGUAAAAA